Messenger RNA from Varroa destructor (honeybee mite), 1656 nucleotides. RefSeq names its product cleavage stimulation factor subunit 2 CstF64 (gene CstF64). The record is from RefSeq and is a predicted model, not a curated record. Gene Ontology annotation, molecular function: mRNA binding. Lineage: Eukaryota; Metazoa; Arthropoda; Arachnida; Mesostigmata; Varroidae. Gene Ontology annotation, cellular component: mRNA cleavage and polyadenylation specificity factor complex. Gene Ontology annotation, biological process: mRNA 3'-end processing.
AGGGAUACAGCGGAACAUCCGCCCCCCUGAGGGAUUAUUUUCGUCUCUGCAUGUUUCGCUUCCUCGUAGUUGGCAAUGUCCACAUGGGAGACUAUUAGCACGGCACGGUUGAAUAGAAAAAAAGCAGAGCAGAAGUGAAGCCUAAACGAUUGGUUUGCGACAUAUUCGGCGCAAUGCCUCCUUGACCGCUGCGUCUAGUCAACAGCAAUUGUCGGCGGGUGUUUGUUGUUUUCGUACACAACAGUACGUAGAGGUGUCAGUGUGGAGGCGGCGAACUGUAGACAUAUCGAUGAUGUCGAUGAACACUUUACAGAGAAAUGUUGAUGUUUCUGUUGCAGAAAAAUCGGCGUGUUCAGUUUUCGUUGGAAAUAUUCCUUACGAUGCAACUGAGGAACAACUUAAAGCGAUCUUCGAGGAGGUUGGACCGGUCGUCAACUUCAGGUUGGUCUAUGAUCGUGAGACCGGAAAACCAAAGGGAUAUGGGUUUUGUGAAUUUAAAGAUCAGGAGACAGCCAUGUCCGCUAUGCGAAAUCUGAACGCAUUUGAAAUUGGCGGGCGAGCAUUACGUGUUGACCAUGCAGCUUCAGAAAGAAACAAGGAAGAACUUAAAGCACUGUACGCUCAAUAUGGCGGUCCACCAGCGGAACCAAUGUACGGGGAGGAAAUGGACAAUGACAAAGCGCCCGAGGCGAUCUCAAAGGCUGUUGCUUCGUUGCCCCCCGAGCAAAUGUUUCAGCUGAUGCGACAGAUGAAAACUUGUAUUCAGAACAAUCCGAGCGAAGCGCGCAAUCUUCUCCUUCAAAAUCCUCAGUUAGCGUAUGCUCUGCUACAGGCCCAGGUCAUCAUGAAAAUCGUCGAUCCACAGGUUGCGCUGAGUAUCCUUUACCGCCAAAAUCCUGUUCUAAAUACCUUGCACGAGGCGGGGCCAGCAACAGCCCCGGCGCAACCUCCCACACUUGCAGCUCCACCGCCUUUGCAGCCCCCGCCAUUACAGGCACCGCCUAUGCUUGCACAGAGUAUGCAACCCGCUGUACCGAUGAUGCCGAUGGGAGCAUUUGCUGGACCUCCGUCAGGUCCACCCGGAGGCGAUCCCAGCUUCCGUGGGGGACCGCCAGCACAUCCCCCGCACUCUACGGUAGGACGUUUUGACCCACGUGGUGAUAGGGACCUACGAGAUCGUGAAGGUGGACGCGGCGACCGAGACCUUAGGAUGCCCCCUUCAAUGGAUCAGGAUCUGCGAGGGCCACCCCCAGCUGCCGCUGCUGGAGGUAACUAUAGACCCGGUGGAUACGAUCCUCGUAGCCGAGCAGCUGGCACAGGCCCUAAUGCUGGAGGAGACCCCCGAGCAGGCCAAGGCGCCGUUCCAGCCACCGGAGCUUACGGAGGCGACGCCGGCAGGGCUGGCUUUUCAGCGGGGCAAGCAGCGCCCCCUGGAAGAGCCAACCCGCCUCCGCCACCCACUGUACCUUCGGCUAUGCCAGCUGCCGGAACGAAUCCAAAUGAACAGGAGAAAACCAAGCUUAUCAUGCAAGUACUUUCGCUUACCGAAGCUCAGCUUAACGCCCUCCCACCGGAGCAACGAGAAGGCAUUCUCACACUCAAGAAGCAAAUUCAAGGAGGAGGUCGUUAAAGGGUAAUUUAAUCGCGUCAUUUAGA